UCAAGAAAAGGAAGCAUAAACCCCACAGGAAGCUUGCACAGCAAUGAGGUCCGUCUCCGUGUCCGUGGUGGUGCUGGUCCUGGCCGGCGCCGUCCUCGCCGCGGCGCGUCUCGCUGAUGGCGCAGGCCCUUGCGGCGCCAGCCCGCCGGACCAGGUGGCCCUGAAGCUUGCGCCGUGCGUGUCGGCGGCGAAGGACCCGGAUUCGACGCCGUCGCAGCGCUGCUGCGCGGCGGUGAAGGACAUCGGGGAGAAGAGCGCCGAGUGCCUCUGCGCCGUGCUGCUGUCCAAGACCGUGCGGCAGAUCGGGGUGAAGCCGGAGAUGGCCAUCACCAUCCCCAAGCGCUGCAACAUCGCCAACCGCCCCAUCGGCUACAAGUGCGGCGAUUUCACCUUGCCCAACCUGCAGCUGCAGGGCUGAUCGAUCGACGGGUUACGAGGAUCUGGAACCGAAGCGAGGAAAUAAAGCUAGCAAGGAACUCCGUGUGUCUGUCUCCGUAGUAGUCCGUAACUCCGUAUGCAUGAAGCACUACACUGGUAUGGAGAAAAUGAUGUGUUUCAGUGACUGUGUGUUUGUGUUGUCGAUUGAGCAAUGCAGAAUAUCGUCGUUCCAUA
Messenger RNA from Lolium perenne, 612 nucleotides. RefSeq lists its product as uncharacterized. Gene Ontology annotation, molecular function: fatty acid binding. The record is from RefSeq and is a predicted model, not a curated record. Lineage: Eukaryota; Viridiplantae; Streptophyta; Magnoliopsida; Poales; Poaceae. Gene Ontology annotation, biological process: systemic acquired resistance.